Ficedula albicollis (Collared flycatcher) is the source of this 3939-nucleotide messenger RNA. RefSeq names its product catenin delta 2 (gene CTNND2). The transcript is spliced from 22 exons. Gene Ontology annotation, molecular function: cadherin binding. Gene Ontology annotation, cellular component: nucleus; plasma membrane; adherens junction. The record is from RefSeq and is a predicted model, not a curated record. NCBI's taxonomy places the organism in Eukaryota, Metazoa, Chordata, Aves, Passeriformes, Muscicapidae. Gene Ontology annotation, biological process: cell-cell junction assembly; cell-cell adhesion; dendritic spine morphogenesis. The coding region runs from base 61 to 3300 and encodes 1079 amino acids.
CCCGCUCCCUCCCUUCGUUCUCGCUUAGCGGACUGAGGAUUUGCCGUUGGGUUUUGGUAUAUGUUUGGGAGCAAGCAGACUGAAUCGGCGCCGAUCGAAACUAUGCCUGUUCCAGACCAGCCCUCGUCUUCUGACAAGACAAGUUCCCUUAGUCCUGUGUUGAACACAUCCAAUGGUGAUGGCUCUGAAACUGAGACAACCUCUGCCAUUCUAGCUUCAGUCAAAGAACAGGAACUGCAGUUUGAGAGACUGACUCGAGAACUUGAGGCUGAACGUCAGAUUGUAGCAAGCCAGCUGGAGAGAUGUAAGCUUGGAUCAGAAACUGGAAGCAUGAGCAGCAUUAGUUCAACAGAAGAGCAGUUUCAUUGGCAAACACAAGAUGGUCAGAAGGAUAUAGAAGAUGAACUCACCACUGGUCUGGAGCUGGUGGACUCCUGUAUUAGAUCACUGCAGGAAUCAGGGAUACUUGAUCCACAGGACUAUUCAGCCAGUGAAAGGCCCAGCCUCCUCUCCCAGAGUGCACUCCAGCUCAAUUCCAAACCUGAAGGAUCCUUCCAGUACUCAGCCAGCUACCACAGCAACCAGACCCUGGCCCUGGGUGAAACAGCAUCUGCCCAGCUCCCAUCCCGCAGCAGUCAGGCCAGAGGUGCCAUCCAGAGCUACAGCCAGUUAAGCUCCACCAUCGGCACUUACGCCACCCUGUCGCCUACCAAGCGGCUGGUUCACGCUGCCGAUCAGUACAGCAAGCACUCCCAGGAGCUGUACGCCACCGCCACCCUGCAGAGACCCGGCUCCCUCGCAGCUGGGUCUCGGGCAUCUUACAGCAGCCAGCACAGCCACCUUGGCUCCGAGUUAAGGGCACUGCAGUCUCCAGAACACCAUAUAGAUCCUAUUUACGAAGACAGAGUUUAUCAGAAGCCCCCUAUGAGGAGUCUCAGCCAGAGUCAGGGGGACCCUCUGCAACCAGCACACACAGGCACAUAUCGCACUAGUACAGCCCCAUCUUCCCCUGGUGUCGACUCCGUACCCUUACAGCGCACAGGCAGUCAACACGGCACACAGAACGCAACCGCGACCUUCCAGAGGGCCAGCUAUGCGGCCGGCCCCGCCUCCAAUUACGCAGACCCCUACCGACAGCUGCAGUAUUGUCCUUCUGUUGAAUCUCCAUACAGCAAAUCUGGGCCAGCCAUCCCACCCGAAGGGACCUUGGCUAGGUCACCUUCCAUUGAUAGCAUUCAGAAAGAUCCCAGAGAGUUUGGAUGGCGGGAUCCAGAGCUUCCAGAAGUUAUACAGAUGUUACAGCAUCAAUUUCCCUCAGUACAGUCCAAUGCUGCAGCCUACUUACAACACCUCUGUUUUGGAGACAAUAAAAUAAAAGCAGAGAUAAGAAGACAAGGCGGAAUACAAUUACUGGUGGACCUAUUGGACCAUCGGAUGACAGAAGUCCACCGUAGUGCCUGUGGAGCCUUGAGGAACUUGGUAUAUGGGAAGGCAAACGAUGACAACAAAAUAGCUCUGAAAAACUGUGGUGGUAUCCCAGCAUUAGUACGGUUACUCCGCAAGACUACAGAUUUGGAAAUCAGAGAACUGGUCACAGGAGUUCUCUGGAAUCUAUCCUCCUGUGAUGCACUGAAAAUGCCAAUCAUCCAGGAUGCCCUAGCAGUGUUGACCAAUGCAGUGAUCAUCCCUCACUCUGGAUGGGAAAACUCUCCACUCCAGGAUGAUCAUAAAAUACAACUCCAUUCAUCACAGGUGCUGCGCAAUGCCACUGGGUGCCUAAGGAAUGUCAGCUCUGCUGGAGAGGAGGCCCGCAGAAGAAUGAGGGAGUGUGAUGGCCUGACAGAUGCAUUGCUGUACGUGAUCCAGUCUGCUCUGGGGAGCAGUGAAAUUGAUAGUAAGACCGUUGAAAACUGUGUGUGCAUUUUGAGGAACCUCUCAUACAGGCUAGCUGCAGAAACAUCUCAGGGACAGCAGAUGGGAACAGAUGAACUUGAUGGAUUACUCUGUGGUGAUGCCAAUGGAAAAGACGCAGAGAGUUCAGGGUGCUGGGGGAAGAAGAAGAAGAAAAAGAAAUCACAAGAUCAGUGGGAUGGCGUAGGACCUCUCCCAGACUGUGCAGAACCACCCAAAGGAAUCCAGAUGCUGUGGCACCCUUCAAUAGUCAAACCCUACCUCACACUUCUUUCUGAGUGCUCAAAUCCAGACACGCUGGAGGGGGCAGCAGGGGCACUGCAGAACUUGGCUGCUGGGAGUUGGAAGUGGUCAGUGUACAUCCGUGCUGCUGUCCGCAAGGAGAAAGGAUUGCCAAUACUGGUGGAGCUGCUCCGGAUAGACAAUGACCGGGUGGUAUGUGCAGUUGCUACAGCUUUACGAAACAUGGCCUUAGAUGUCAGAAAUAAAGAGCUAAUAGGCAAGUAUGCCAUGAGGGAUCUGGUCCACCGACUGCCAGGCGCUAACAACAGCAACAGCUCAGCAAGCAAGGCCAUGUCUGAUGACACCGUCACUGCCAUUUGCUGCACUCUGCAUGAAGUCAUCACUAAAAACAUGGAGAAUGCCAAGGCCUUACGAGACGCAGGCGGCAUUGAGAAACUGGUUGGCAUAUCUAAGAGUAAAGGAGACAAGCAUUCGCCUAAAGUGGUGAAAGCAGCAUCUCAGGUCCUCAAUAGUAUGUGGCAGUACAGAGACCUGAGAAGUCUCUACAAGAAGGAUGGAUGGUCACAGUAUCACUUUGUAGCCUCAUCUUCAACAAUAGAGCGGGACCGGCAAAGACCGUACUCCUCAUCCCGCACGCCCUCCAUCUCUCCCGUGCGCAUGUCUCCGAACAACCGCUCAGCAAGUGCCCCAGCCUCACCUCGGGAAAUGAUCAGCCUAAAAGAAAGAAAAACAGACUAUGAAUCAACUGGAACUAACGCCACUUACCAUGGAAGUAAGGGAGAACACACUUCUAGGAAGGACACCAUGACAGCUCAGAACACUGGAAUCUCAACUCUGUACAGGAAUUCGUAUGGUGCACCUGCUGAAGAUAUCAAACAUAACCAGGUUUCAACACAGCCAGUUCCACAGGAGCCCAGCAGAAAAGAUUAUGAACCAUAUCAGUCAUUUCAGAAUUCAACAAGAAACUAUGACGAGUCCUUCUUUGAGGACCAAGUGCAUCAUCGUCCACCUGCAAGCGAAUACAACAUGCACCUGGGACUAAAGUCAACUGGCAACUACGUCGACUUCUACUCAGCUGCUCGUCCCUAUAGUGAACUUAACUAUGAAACAAGCCACUAUCCAGCCUCUCCCGACUCCUGGGUUUGAGACUUGGGCAGAUACAAAAGCUCCAGGAACUGUGCAUGUGCAUGCAUACCACGAGACAUUUUUUUUCCUGCAAAUUUAGUUUGUUAAAGCCUGUUCCAUAGGAAGGCACAGAUAACCAGUAUGGAAAAAAUUAAGAGAUUUUUUUUAGAAGGCUGAAAGAUAUGAAAGCUAAACCUGGGAGUAAUUAGAAAGAAAUAUAUAUAUACAUAUAUAUAUUUUACAGUGUGGGGCAACUUUACUGUUGGCCUGUAGAGUCUAAAGUUCAGUGCUGUAUAUUGAACGUGGCUGAAGGAAGGAGGAAGAACAUGACAGUGGAUCUGGGUCAAGAGUUAAGCACAAGUUACUGAGCAGCGUACAUACUUUAUGGGGAACAGCUUCUCACACUUUGUUUAAUAUCCUCAUUCAUUGUGAAUCUAGGCUUCAAGUUGCAUUUGGGGUUUCCUCUGUACAGCAAGAUGUUUCUUGCCUUUUGUUAAUGCAUUGUUGUAAAGUAUUUGAUGUACAUUACAGAUAAAAAGAAAAAGGUGCAUUGUGUAUAUUACACCAAUGCCACAGUGUUUCUUCAUCUAUGGUUCUAAAUAUUGCUUCAAUUUCAAAUUUUGAAAGAUGUAUGAAUUUCCAGUUUUUUUGUUUUCUUUA